AUGUCUCGAGUCGUGGCUUUCAAACAAACACCAUUUGAAAUUAAAUCAGUCAAUAAUCUGCAUUACGACAAAAAGCAAAAAUUACUUUCAUUGUCACAUUCUUCGUCUUCGUCUUCGUCACUUGAAAUAGGAACUUAUGGCAGUAAAACUUCAAGGCCUGUUUUCAUCGACAAUGACCCCGAAAAAACGCCUCAAGAUAAACAAGUCUAUUAUGUGACACGCAUGAAAACACUCAUUGCUCGUUCCCAAAAAUCUAAGCUAGCCAUAGAAUUCAUCAAGAUGAAAAACGACAAAUCAAUUCAAUCAUAUCAAUUCUACAACACACUUUUACAAUCAUGUGUUAACGCAGCGAACCUAGAUAUCGCGUUAUUCAUAAUCAAACAAAUGUACACUUCCUGGGAAAGCGACGGAAUUCCAGUCGCACCCACGAAAGAAACGUAUAAAAUACUAUUAGAGGCAGUAUUCAAUUCCAAAGAUUACUAUCUCUCACUUUACAUCGCAAAAGCGUUGAUCAAUCGUCGUGUUCCUUUUUUGAACAAAGAACGGGAUACCUCGGACACCGCGAUUCGUGAUUUGCCAAUAUCGCAUGUUGUGUGUGAUACGGAAUUGUGGCAGUAUAUUUUGAGAGCGUUGACUUCUUCAAAGAAAUUAUAUUCGUUUUGGGCGGUUUUGUCGCCGUUUUCUACUAGGGAAAAAAUACCGGAUUUUAAAGAAGUUGAAGAGAUUACAAGACAAUUUUUAGAGACUACGCCGAAACCUUUUAGCACUGAAACGUGGCGAGUAAUAAUUCGGGGUAUGGGUGCAUAUCAACGGGGUGGCCCUGAAUUUGUUGAUUUUUUGCAGUUGGUUCGCACUGAUAUUCCUAUUAACCCCGAAAUCGGGACAGAAAUAAUUUGGGCAUUAGCGCGUAAAGGACUAGUAAGGGAAGCCUUAAGAUACAUCAGUCAAGCGAUAUCAAAGUUUGGUCCGAGACCAUUGAGUUCAAAAGAACCAAUUUACGCGUUAUCGUCUUUCUGCGCAAAUAAAGGCAACGUGAACCGCACAAAAGAAUUACUUUCCAUGAUGCAUUUGUGGGUAAAUGACUGGGCUCUCAAAAAGAAAUGGGUUGAGUUGAGUAAGAUUAAGAUUAUGAUGCGCGCUUAUUUGCAAGCACUCGCGAAUGAAGUCACACUGCACAUGAACCCGGACAAGGAUAAACGUGUAGUCAGCCGUUUUAGUACGGAUCCGGAUGAUCCGGCGGCUAAAGGUGAAAGUUUGAUUGAUAGUCAGUUCUACAAAUCGUGGAAAGAACUCUUGGCUAAGUUGUCCACUUUGGAAAAGAGCGAUCGUGAGAAUAUCGACUUGAUUAUACAGUUUCAAGUUUUUGCCAAUCUCUUGAACCAUAAGUCAUUUCCAAUGAAAACAGCCAUGGAAACGUUAAAAAACAUGCGCGAAAAAGAAGUCUUACAGCCCGAAUUUAACACAUUCAAAAUUGUGCUCGAAGGAUUUGCAAACUCGCCCGAAUUCUCUAGUCACAACGUGCAGGACCAAAACCAAAAACUGCGUAUCGAAUACGCGUUGGAAGUAUUCGAGAUGAUGAAAUCAUAUGGUUAUGAGGUUGAUAAGUUAGAAACUUUUCGUCCGUUGCUGCAAGCGUGUCUACCACCUUUUGAGCGUAAAACUUCCAAGUAUAUCGAUUCGUGGGGUCCACUUGUCGGCACCGAGAAUGAUAUCGUUUGGAAGAAACCGCAAAAACCAAUUCCGAGAAUUUUUGAAAUUGAGAAAAUGAUUGAUGAUUCGAAAUUACCUAUUGAUUAUGAGUUGAUUAGCACAUUAUUGGAACAAUUAAGUUCGGCCGGUCUUUUUAAGACCAUGUGGAAACGGUGGAGUGAUUUAGCAACAAGUGGGAUUCGAAGACAUGAAAAAUUAUACGAGACAGUGUUUUAUGCGGCAGCCGUAGACUACAGUGAAGCACAGUAUGCCAUAAAUGUGGUUCGAAAUCAAAUGUCGAGAGAAGUGCCACCCGUUAUACCAACACUUGAGAUCUAUACAGCAAUGUUACAGUGUUGUGUGCGUAUCAACGAUACUUAUAAUAUCACUGAAAUUACCCAGAUUAUGCAAAGAAUAAUUGAUAAAACACAUAAUCCACGCGUUCAAUCAAAAUGGUAUGUUCCAAUCGUCAAUGCUUAUUUGCAUAAUCCAGAAUUAGCUCCACAAGGAAAACUACUUGUUUCACAAUUACUAAGAAACGAUGGAAUGCUCUGUUUUCCAUUAUGGAGAACACUAAUGUAUUACUAUAAUGAUACACACCUUGAUCUGAAAAGUGCAAAACACACAUUUGAAGCUUAUGUGGAUUGGCGUGAACGCAAUAAAAGGUUCUUGUUUGACUCUGAAAAACGCGUUGGAAUUGAUAUGGGAACCACAUCCAGAAAUUUAUCUCCAGAACUUCCCUUAAUCAAAUUUCCAUCUUCCCCACUUUACACCAAAGACACACAAAUCAUCAACCUUUACACACAAAUAGCAAUAAGAUGCGGAAAUUUUUCAAUUGCGCGCCAGCUCUUAACAUCAUAUGUCGCACAUUACGAGCACCAACAAGCACAGGAUAUUGCAUUUGUAGACAUUGAAACGUUAAAAGAGUUUGCGUAUUUGGCUUGGCGGAAACAACAAAUGAACGAAAUGCAAUGGUUAUUGGAAAAGUAUCAGAGUUUCUCAAAUAAUGAUAGUUUCCCUCUUGAUCAAGAAGAAAAAGCAAAAUCAAUUUUCCAGAAUCCAAUGGUUUUUAAGCAUUUAGAUUACAUGGCACGACAUUCUCCCUCAUCAUCUUAG
This is a messenger RNA of Ambispora leptoticha, 2805 nucleotides long. Lineage: Eukaryota; Fungi; Glomeromycota; Glomeromycetes; Archaeosporales; Ambisporaceae. The record is from the annotation of a GenBank genome assembly.